UUCUUCACGACUCUCCGCUAUAUUUUCCGAUUUCAACUUGUUCACCGAACGUCUCCAUUUCUUCUGCACGGGUCUCCAUUUCGACUUCAUCUCCGGCGGACGCUUCUCCACUUCCAUCCAUUUCGAUUUCAGGUCUCAGUAUGGCUUCGACAUCAACUAACGGUCCCAUGUACAAGAUUGACCCUGCUCAUCAUUUUCAGUCUAUAGCGUUACAGGUUUGGGCAUAUGAGUCUAUACCAACCAUCACUGAAUGUGGUGUACAUAAAGUAAGCAACGAUGCAAUACCACGAAUGCUGAGGUGGGUGUGCGAACUAUCGCCGAAGUCUCAUGUCCUACAGAGGCAGGUGUUUGACUCACCAAUGUUCUUAAUUAACGUGGUAAUUGAGAUGAUGCCUGAAGAGGAGGAGCAUCUAAGAAUGUCUUCAGGGGAACUUGUUGAGAAAACUCAUCCAUAUAACACCGUUUCUGAGAAGAAUGGUGAUUCAAAACGACCAGGAGAAGCUAGUAAUGAUGACAAUGACUGCAAAAAGAGUAAGAAAAAGAAGAAGUGGAAGUCUAAGAUGAAAGAAGUUGUUCGAAAACUCAAAUAUCGAGUAGCGGUUCUCGAGAAUGAACGUGAAAGCCUAAAAUCAAUGCUGUCGACUAUAUUGAAACACCUUGAAGUUCAAAAAAAGGGUGAAGAAGGAGACUGCACGGGAGUUGAAGGUCAUGAUGCCCAGACCGAAGAUGUUGACACACCCGGUACACCUUCUUGGUUGAGGAUGCCCAAGGAGGAUGACACAAGUGAUGGGUGAAACAUGUUGAACGUCAAAAGCAGGGUGUCGAAGCAAACCGCACGGAGGAUGACACAAUGGAUGAGUUGGAUAAGAAGGUUCAUAUUCAUUCGGAGGAGCCAGUAGACGUCGUUGACGAUUUGAACGAGGAAAUUGGAGUAAAAAGUCUUACUUAUUUUGAUUCAGA
Molecule: messenger RNA, 960 nt
Organism: Cucumis sativus (cucumber)
Lineage: Eukaryota; Viridiplantae; Streptophyta; Magnoliopsida; Cucurbitales; Cucurbitaceae
Exons: 7
Coding region: 141-794 (217 amino acids)
Source: RefSeq, a predicted model, not a curated record